Protopolystoma xenopodis is the source of this 201-nucleotide messenger RNA. Lineage: Eukaryota; Metazoa; Platyhelminthes; Monogenea; Polystomatidea; Polystomatidae. The record is from the annotation of a GenBank genome assembly.
AUGAAUUCUCUUAUUUUCCUAUUCUACUGCUGCUGCUACUACUGCCUAACACCUAAUCCGGACAAUAACACAGAUGAAGAGCACAGCAAAUCCAUCCAGUUGGACAGACCAGCCAGAGAACUCUUGAUCUGGUCGAUUCUUGUAGGCAAGCUACGGAUGGCCGAGCUCUUCUGGACCAUGGAGAAGGUGAGACUCGGUUAG